AUGCAACACCCGACCUGCACUGGCUUACGCGUCCGCACCCCCACCGACGCCCAUGUCAUCUUCCACGCCGUUUCGCUGCGUCUCCUUCCCAUGAUAACCCGCCGCCUCGACACGGACGAGCGCCGUGCGAUCCAAGCGGGCUGCGUUUUCGUGUGGGAGGAGCGGGGCGGCCCGAAUACGGAGCCGAUGGGCCUGGGUAUAGAGCGCUGGACAGACUCAAUCCGCUGGGGCCCUAGUCGUGUGCGCGAGGAGUUCCUCUUCUACCACGAACGCGAGCCCGAUCCAAUCGACAUUGAUCUCAGCUACGAGUCCGAGUCUAUCUCACCUCCCGGCUACCCACCCACCCAUGCCCUGCUACGCGAGAACCUCAUCAAGCAGACCUACUCUGUCUUCGUCGAGACCCCCCACGGGCGGAGAAAGUGGCAUUUAAUCGCCUACUUCACACAAGACUCGGUCGACUACCUUCGCACGAUUGACGACAUCCCCCAACUAGCCGGCCUCCGUGUUCCGCCAGGCAUGUACAAAAGCGCGCGCCGACGCCCGGGCCAGCAACACUCCCAGCCCCACCCGCCACCACCCCCAUAUGCGCAUCAAUACGCCCCGCCCGCCUAUGACGCCCCGUCCAACCCCUACUACCCGGCGUCUGUCAUCUACACCCAAAACCCGUACCCCUCCCGCUCGCCGUCCCCGCCCUCCGCCUCCCCGCCAAGCUACCCGCUCGGGCCGGCGUCCGUCUCGACGCUGGGCUCGCCGGCGCGCUCGGCCCGCGCGUCGCCCAGUCGGGGCCUCUCGCCCGACCUGCCCCCGCUCGAGUUCCUCGAGAGCAUCCCCCCGCCGUGCCGCCACCCGCUCGACGAGAAGGCGCUCAUGUCCUUCUCCGCGGGCCUCCACUGA
This is a messenger RNA of Mycena indigotica, 894 nucleotides long. RefSeq lists its product as uncharacterized. Gene Ontology annotation, molecular function: DNA binding. Bases 1 to 894 code for a protein of 297 amino acids. The record is from RefSeq and is a predicted model, not a curated record. The transcript has 6 exons. NCBI's taxonomy places the organism in Eukaryota, Fungi, Basidiomycota, Agaricomycetes, Agaricales, Mycenaceae.